Messenger RNA from Clonostachys byssicola, 2010 nucleotides. Lineage: Eukaryota; Fungi; Ascomycota; Sordariomycetes; Hypocreales; Bionectriaceae. The record is from the annotation of a GenBank genome assembly.
AUGGGCAAAAAAAAGGCUGCAAGGGAGCCCUUGGAGACAGAGUCCAACAACACCAGCGAUGGCAGCCUGAAGCGCGCCAAAACCCACGACGAGGACGACGAUGGCGGCGAGUGGCAGGUCGUGUCCCGGCCCAGCAAGAAGGCCAAGAAGCUCCCCAAGCCCGGCAAAAGCUAUCCCGCCAUCAGCUUCUCCCCAAAUGCCCGUCUCAAUGCCAAGGUCAACCUCAACAGCCUCCGGGAUCUCGUGACGUACAUCUACGCGGAUGGCCCUGCCCCUCAAUGGGUGGCUAUAAGCCAUCGGCCGCACUUCAGAAAGAUCGUGACCAUCAUGGUCCCCGGGUUAGAGGAGGCCAUGUUCAAAACCGGCGUCGACUACGGCAACUAUGAUGAGCGAGGCGAGGAUCAGGGGCCCUCCCAGUCAUCUCCCGAUAGCUACUACCCUCGGAAGUUGGUGAAGGAUGAGAUCCCAGAUGCGCUGAAACCUUUCGCCGACAUGUUCCCUCACCUAUGGCCCAUCCGGACGCCAGGAGACGACAAGCAGGGCAAGAUGCACUCGCCCUUGGCCGCCUUUCUCACAGUCCCAGUGAACAAGGAGAAGAAGAAGGGAACCGGCGUGAAGCCCGCUUCCGAGCCGCAUGGCUGGAAGAACGAGCGGACGCGAAUCACCGAGUUCCUCUCCACGGUAGAAGACCUACAAGAUAACGGCUACCUAGUCCACCCCGCAAUGCUCCCCGAAGAUCACCGAGAAAAGUUCGUAGCACCCGAGGGCUGGGUCGCCACCAAGGUGAACAGUCUCGAAGAGGGCGACGUCCCCGAGAGCGAGAUCCAGCAGGGCAGCAUCACGGCCGGCCGGGAGAUCCUCGCCAUGGACUGCGAGAUGUGCAUGACGGGCGAGAACGAGUUCUCCCUCACCCGCAUCAGCCUCGUCGACUGGUCGGGCGAGACGGUCCUCGACGAGCUCGUCAAGCCCAGCAAGCCCAUCACCAACUACGUCACCCAGUUCUCGGGCAUCACCGAGGAGAUGCUCGCCCCCGUCACGACCACCCUCCAGGACAUCCAGGAGAAGCUCCUCGAAAUCCUGCACCCCCGCACCAUCCUCAUAGGACACUCCCUAGAGUCCGACACCAAAGCACUCCAGCUCACCCACCCCUUCAUCGUCGACACCUCCAUCCUCUACCCCCACCCCCGCGGACCCCCCCUCAAAUCCUCCUUGAAAUGGCUCGCCCAGAAGUACCUCUCCCGGGAGAUCCAAAGGGGCGGCGCAAACGGCCACGACAGCGUCGAAGACGCAAAAACCUGCCUCGACCUCGUCAAGCAGAAGUGCGAGAAGGGCAAGCUCUGGGGCUCCUCCGACUCCCAGGGCGAGAACCUCUUCCGCCGCCUCGCCAGGGCGGGGACGGCGUACAAGGCCCAGGGCGGGGAGAACGCAGUCGGCGGCGUCGAGGUCGGCAAGACGAGCGCCGCCGUCGACUGGGGCCAGCCGUCCAAGGGCGCCGGCGCGGGGGCCACGCACCAGCUCGGGUGCAGGACCGACGACGACGUCACCUCCAACGUCGUCCGCGCCGUCAACGGCGACCCGGACGGCCGCGAGAUCAGGGGCGGCGGCGUCGACUUCGUCUGGGCGCGCAUGCGCGAGCUCGAGGCCCUGCGGGGCUGGUGGAAUAAGAACCGCGUCGACAACUCCAGCAGCGAUGGCGGGCCGCCCGACGCAGCAGCGGGGGAGGAGGGCACCUCGCCCCUGGAGCAGGCUCUCGUCGCGCUCACCUCGCGCCUGGCGACCAUCUACGAAGCCCUCCCGCCCUGUACCGCCUUCAUCGUGUACAGCGGCUCGGGGGACCCCCGGGAGAUGGCCCGGCUCCAGCAGAUGCACGCGCAGUGGCGCAAGGAGUACAACACCCCCGGGAGCAAGUGGGACCAGCUGAGCGUGAAAUGGACCGACGUCGAGGAGCAGGCGUUGAAGAAGGCCGCCCAGAGGGCGAGAGCAGGCAUCGGUUUCAUUGGCGUCAAAUAG